Messenger RNA from Monopterus albus (swamp eel), 1875 nucleotides. It is a transcript of the gene bcdin3d, whose product is annotated as BCDIN3 domain containing. Lineage: Eukaryota; Metazoa; Chordata; Actinopteri; Synbranchiformes; Synbranchidae. The transcript is spliced from 2 exons. The record is from RefSeq and is a predicted model, not a curated record. Gene Ontology annotation, molecular function: RNA methyltransferase activity; O-methyltransferase activity. Gene Ontology annotation, cellular component: cytoplasm. Gene Ontology annotation, biological process: negative regulation of pre-miRNA processing. Bases 75 to 818 code for a protein of 247 amino acids.
AAGCGGAUACAGGCCCUUCUUGGCUGCAGUCAGCGCUUUCCAUCCGGAAGUAUUUUGGAGACGCACACAUUAUAAUGGCAUCAUGUUCGUUAAAUAGCGCGUUUGUUGACGAUAUUAAUGAUCCGGGAGCCGCUCCCUAUGGCAACUUUAUAAAUUAUUACACAUUUAAUCCUCCGGAGAACCGUUUGAGCCUGAUUCCGACCACACUCCUUCAGGAUAUUGGCUACAGCGAUCGCCAUCAACCUACACUGAUCCUGGACGUGGGAUGUAAUUCAGGGGAACUGAGUGUAGCUUUUUACAAGCAUCUGGUGCAGGAGCCUGAAUCAGAUGGAAGUAAAGUUCAUCUCCUGGGUUUAGACUUGGAUGAGGGCCUCAUUCAGCGGGCUCAGCAGACCAACCCUCUGCUCAGCAACAUCUCCUUCAUUUCUCUGGACAUCACUGCAGCCACUGACCAACUGCAGGAUUACCUCAACCAGCACAGCUGCUCCAGCUUCCACCUGUGUUUGUGUCUGGCUGUUACCAUGUGGGUCCAUUUGAACCACGGAGACUCUGGCCUGCUACAGCUGCUUUCUCGCUUGGCCUCUAUCAGCCAGCACCUCCUGAUGGAGGCCCAGCCCUGGAAGUGCUAUCGCUCUGCAGCCCGGCGGCUGAGGAAGCUGGGUCGCUCAGACUUUGACCACUUUAAGACUUUGAAGAUUCGUGGGGAUAUAGCAAAAUGUGUGAGGGAGCAUCUGGAGAGACACUGUGGCAUGAAGCUUAUUCAUAGCUUUGGCCGCACUGCAUGGGACAGAAAACUGCUGCUCUUCAAAAAAAGCUAAGACUGAAGGACAAUGUUAAGCUUUAAUUUGUAGCAGGGAGAUGAUCAGGAUGACAAAAAACAAAGAAAAAAAAUGUUGUUUAAAGGUUGAAAUGUGGAGUUGGAUUACUUGGUUGACAUUACUCAUCAUUUUGGGUAAUUCAUUUAUGGUUGAAAUAACUUACAAAGAAAAUGUCAAAUGUACCGUUUCCAGCUUCUGAAAUACGAAGAGUUAUACUUAUUGUCUUAAACUCUAGGAAAUAGUGCAUGUCCUUGGGUUUUGUACUCUUGAUUUGGCAAAUGAAUUAUUUUUGAAGACAACACCUUGGGCUGUGGAAACGGCCGAUAAACUUUAUUUUACUAUGUAGUGACAUUUUAUAGCCCAAACUAUUAGUCUGUAAAUUGAUAAAACUGGCAGUUUAAGCUUUAUGCAAUUUAGUUAUUAUAGAGAAAUGUUUGCCUGUGUCAGACAAUAGUUAAAAAUAUUUAACUAUCUUUUGUUUGACCCAAAAUCCAAAGAUACUCAGUUUAUACUGGUAUUAAAUCUUCACACCAAAGAAGGAACCAAGCAAUGCUUAGAAUCUGUACUUGACAAAAUGAAUAAAUCACCUAAUCAAAUUACUGAAUAAUCAAUAUUGCCAAUUCAGUUGCCACUGCAAUGACAAUGUGUUCCAGCUCUAGAAGAACUGGGAGCUGUGGUAUAUGGAAUUAAAUUAUUUGUAUAGCACCAGUUCACAACAACAAUCAUCUCAGGGCACUUUACACAGUGAGGUCUAGACCUUAGGAGUUUUAUACGGAAAACCCCACAAAUCCCCCCUGAGCAAUCACUUGGCGACAGUGGAGAGAAAAAAACUCCCUUUAACUGAAGAAACCUCCAACAGACCCUGGCUCUUGGUGGACGGCCUCCAGCCUCAAAUGGUUGGGAUGAGUGGAUAGAGGAAAGAGAAAAGAAAAGUAUCAGGGCACAACAAACACUGGGCAGGUUAAUGUGGUCAGUGACUGCUCAACAGAAACAUGGAGCACCGGGGCCAGGGAUACCUGCAGAAAGGUACGAGAGAGAGAGAGAGGACACUACAGGA